Cornus florida is the source of this 1254-nucleotide messenger RNA. RefSeq names its product protein FAR1-RELATED SEQUENCE 5-like. The record is from RefSeq and is a predicted model, not a curated record. Lineage: Eukaryota; Viridiplantae; Streptophyta; Magnoliopsida; Cornales; Cornaceae. The transcript is spliced from 5 exons. Bases 1 to 1254 code for a protein of 417 amino acids.
AUGGCAUCGUCUGAUAAUAUGGAAAAUGAACGAAAAUAUGUUGAACUUAAAGUUGGAAUGGAAGUCCACAGUGAAGAUGAAGCAUAUAUAGGUUAUAUUAAAAUUAGUCAUUUCAAUGAUGAGCAUAACCAUGAGUUUGCUGUACCGGAAGAGAGGAAAUUUCUAAGGAUAAAUAGAAACAUAGGUCCAGCCAGUGCAGGUGUUGUCAAUGAAAUACAUUUUCAUGGUAUCAGAUGGACAGACCAUCUUUCAAAAGAGAGUGGUGGGUCUGGAAAUGUCGGGUUUAUGCAAAGAGACUAUCAGAGUUCUGUAAGCCAUCAAAAGAAACCGAAUUUGAUUGAAAGAGGGGAUGCGCAAAGUCUAAUAAAUCACUUCAGCCAUUGUCAAAUCGAAGACCAAAAGUUUUUUCACCAUGUGGAACUAGAUGAGGAAGGUCGAUUGGCAAAUUUCUUUUUGAGAGAUGGGAGAUCAAAGUUGGAUUAUGAUUAUUUUGGAGAUGUUGUGAUAUUUGACACAUUUCGAACAAGCAAAUAUGAUAUGAUAUUUGCUCCAUUCGUGGGAGUUAAUCACCAGAGGAAGAACAUUUUUUUUGGUUGUGGAUUCCUUUUGAAUGAGACAAUUGAUUCAUUUGUUUCGUUGUUUGAGACGCUUUUAGAGAGAAUGGGGAAUCAACCACCAAAGACGAUAUUUGCAAAUCAGUGCCAAGUGAUGGAAAAUGCCAUUAAGAAAGUUUUUCCCAAUACAUGCCAUCGUCUUUGCUUGUGGCAUAUUUCAAAAGAUGCCUUCCUAAAGAUUGCGAGUUUGUAUGCCAAUUCUGACUUCAAGAGUUUGUUCCACGAGUGUUUAAACAGUGAAACAGAGGAUGAAUUGCAAUCAACAUGGGCCGAGAUGAUUCUGAGGUUUGAUCUUGUAGGCAACAAAUGGCUUGAAUCACUUUACCAACUAAGAAAGAAGUGGUGUCCCGCUUUUAGCCUAGCCACUUCUACUCCCUUUUUUAGUUCCGCUCAAAGGACUGCUGCUGAUGCCAAAUUGGUGAAAUCGGACGAGGUAUUGGCUCGGAUGUUGCAGUUAAUAAUGGAAGGUCCAAUGCAGACAAAUACAAUCAAUGUUGGCAUGAGCAAAUAUCAUAUGGAGAAGAGAAAUGACUUGCUGCUUCAUCACAAGCGUAAUCCAGAAGUGGGCAAGGCUGUGACUGGCUCUGUUGUCUCAGGGAUAACCGGUCCUGCUGCUACAUUGACCGUUGAGCCUCACUAG